AUGGACGCAUUUGUUAUUCGUGAAGAAGUUGGAUCAACAAGAAAAGAAAAAGAGAAAGAGUCCGCGCUCGUAUCUGCGGCCAGUUCCUCGACAACUACAUCGAAAAAAGAGGCAUACAUUCUGCCUGCGAAAAAGAAGAAAAAAACUACAAACAAAGACAUCAACCGAAAGCAUGAAAAAAAUGACUGGGAUCCGGAAUGGAAAAAUAUUUUUCCUUGGCUUGAAAGACGUAUUGUUGGAGGAAUUCCUUUGUUAUUUUGCUUAUGGUGUGAGAAAUACAACCCAACUGCGAAGAAUGUGUUUGUUACCGGCUGCAAUACUUUCCGAAAAGAUUAUCUCAAUCACCAUUUAAAAAUUAACGAUCACAACAAUGCUAUCCGCAACCUAGGGAGACGGUCACCAGAUCAAAAUGACCUUUUUACGGGAUUUUCACUCCAAGUCGACCAUGACAAACUACAAAUUAUUUCAAGAAUGCGGUGUGUUUACUUGUGCCAAGAAACAUUUGCCAAUAUCAGCAUUCCAGAUAUCGUUGAAUUGACUGAAAUUCAUGUCAAAAAUCUUGAUGAACUUGUAUAUAAACAAUCACCAAUAACACUUGCUCCGCCACAUAUUGGACCUCGUAAAGAAAAAACCCCAAAUUCUGAACCUCUUGAACUCUUUUCGAAUUAUGCAAGCUAUACAAAUCCUGUUUCUGGUGCUAGUUUUUUGCAUGCCAUUGCUACUGUAAUCGAAGUAAGUUCUUCUGCAUGGAGUCUUUUAAUUGACGAAAGUAAUACGAUUACACAUGACAAAAAUUGUGCAAUUAUUAAUAAACAUCUUGUACAAAAUCAACCAGUUUUACGAUUUCUUGGACUAAUUGAGUUGGAAGAAACUAUUGCAGUCGUAAUUAUGCAAAAUCUGAACAAUUUUCUCUUGGCAAAAAUGCUCAAUAUGACGAAAUUACUACAUUUUGGAAGUGAUGGUGAUAGCACAAUGAUUGGCAUUCGUAGUGGAGUAUUUACACGAUUAAAGAAAUUAAAUCCUUUUAUGAGCAGUUGUCAUUGUAUUGCUCAUCGUUUAGCACUUGCAGGAAAAGACUCGGCAACAACAGUACCUUAUUUUAUGGAUUAUGAAGUUACCAUCAAAGAUCUUUAUGCAUAUUUUGGUGCAUCUCAUAACCGAUGGCGAAAUUUACGAAUAUAUUAA
Molecule: messenger RNA, 1185 nt
Organism: Ambispora gerdemannii
Lineage: Eukaryota; Fungi; Glomeromycota; Glomeromycetes; Archaeosporales; Ambisporaceae
Source: the annotation of a GenBank genome assembly